Cucurbitaria berberidis CBS 394.84 is the source of this 540-nucleotide messenger RNA. RefSeq lists its product as uncharacterized. The record is from RefSeq and is a predicted model, not a curated record. The transcript is spliced from 4 exons. Lineage: Eukaryota; Fungi; Ascomycota; Dothideomycetes; Pleosporales; Cucurbitariaceae. Bases 1 to 540 code for a protein of 179 amino acids.
AUGUCCGACGGUCUCAAUGAUGCACGAGCUAUGAGGGUAGCGGAGAUCAUGUCCGACUUCCGCAACCUCCAACACUACCUUGUCCAGCUACGCGCCACGCCUACAGCGGAAGAGUACUACCUUGAAGGCUACUCUCUGCUCCGACAGUGCACAGCCGAAGCCCAGACCAUCCUCCAGACGCCCUUCUCUAGCAACAGCGGCGGAGCCACAGGGGAACCAGAGCGCGAGAGACAGCAGUUGAGGGCUAUCAUCACAGACGCUGCUGUACGACGCUUCCAGUGUCAGAGAGCUUAUCUACGAGCCCACGCUGGACUACGGUGGAUGAAUAGCCGGAACAGCAUUUUGCGCGGUCAGAAGCCAAAUGCGAGUCAUCUCAGUGCGCUACAGCAGAUUGAUGCUAUACUAAGGAGUGAACUCCUCGCCACCUCAGAUGCCUAUGUUGAAAACACGCUACGCGCCCAGGAUACUGCGCAGGGCAAAUGGCUCAACGAGGACCCAUCGCUGGCACAGAUCCAGCAGGUGCUCAUGUCGAGGUCAUAG